AUGCGAAAAUUGCUCGUCGUGAUUGACGACAUGUUUUGGGAAGAUGAUUCCAGGAUGCGUGGGUUCGAACCAGUGACAAAGGAGCCAUGGAAAAUAUUUAUGCCUCUACUGGAAUGGAAAGACGAUUUUGUCCGAAAUAUAGGAGGCCGGGUCAUCUCUUACCUGAUGGUGGCAUCGGAAGAGAGACCGACUCAAAAUGACAUGAACUAUUUCCUGCAUUGGUUGAAAGAUGAACUAGAUCAAGACAAUCCUUACAUGAUGUCCGUCAUCAGGUGUCUGCAGAAACUGCUCCGUCGCGAUGACUACAGGAUGGCAUUUAUGGCUAUGAGUGGAAUAUUCAAAAUUGUUCGACUCUUGACUUUUAAAUUAAAGGCCCAGGCUCAAUACCAGCUUUCAUUUUGUCUCUGGGUAGCUUCACUCAAUCCACAGUUGGCAGAAAAGAUGAACCGGUCUGGAACAAUUCCAGUUUUAUCAGAGGUUUUGCAGAGUUGCCCAUCAGAAGUGUUGAAAAUUCCGAGAAUAAUAAUUGCAAUAUACAGAAACCUGCUGGAAAAACCGAGGGAGAUUGGAGUUAUUAAACACAAUGCGUUGGUGAUGUUGCAGUGCAAAAUACUCACCUAUUUGAGAAACAUUGAGCAUAAAAUUGAGGAUUUCAGCGACGAAGAAUUUGAAGAAGAUUAUAAGUUCGUUACAGAUGUACUCGAAUCGCAUCUGAAAGAGCUGAGCUCAUUCGACGAGUACAAAAUGGAAGUUUUAUCGCGACAAUUGGAAUGGAGCAUAGUGCACAAAUCGAAGAAAUUCUGGGUAGAGAAUGCCGAACGUUUGAAUGAAAAUAAAUACGAGCUUGUCAAGAUACUGAUUGAUUUACUGGAGACGAGUGAGGACAAUGUCGUUCUCUGUAUUGCGGCACACGAUGUAGGCGAAUACAUGAAGCAACAUUCGAGGGGCAAGAAGGUGGUGGAGGAUUUGGGAGGCAAAGAUGCCCUCAUUCAGUUGCUGGAACACAGACACCCAACCGUCAAGUACUACGUGUUGAAGUCUCUGCAAAUUCUCAUGCUCAGUAAUUAUGAUCUGUUCAUAAAACAUCUCAGAGCACCGGAGGAAUGGAGCGAUCUCGAUAUGACAGUUACGUGGAAGAGCUAG
Molecule: messenger RNA, 1143 nt
Organism: Parasteatoda tepidariorum (common house spider)
Lineage: Eukaryota; Metazoa; Arthropoda; Arachnida; Araneae; Theridiidae
Product: V-type proton ATPase subunit H
Biological process (GO): proton transmembrane transport
Cellular component (GO): vacuolar proton-transporting V-type ATPase, V1 domain; lysosomal membrane
Molecular function (GO): proton-transporting ATPase activity, rotational mechanism
Source: RefSeq, a predicted model, not a curated record